CACAACAUUUCUUAUUCAAACAACAUUUGUGUGAUCAAACAUCAAUUAAAAAAAAUAAAAAUCUAAUCAUAUCAAAUGGCAAAUCAAGGGAGCAAGAUGAGUUUUUUCGCGAUUAUGUUUGCGAUGAUCUGUUCUGGAGUUGUUGCUCAAUCGAGCAACGAUUGCACGAACGUGUUGAUUAGUAUGUCACCUUGCUUGAACUAUAUUACUGGCAAUUCCUCUGUUCCAACUUCAGGUUGUUGCACUCAACUUGCCACUGUGGUUAACAACAAUCCAAGUUGUUUGUGUCAAGUCCUAAAUGGUGGUGCUUCUAAUUUGGGGCUAAAUAUUAACCAAACUCAGGCCUUGGCACUUCCUACUGCUUGUAAUGUUCAAACUCCACCUCUUAGCCAAUGCAAUGCUGAUUCACCAAUUGGCUCUCCAACAGGAACACCAACUUCUGAUGGUUCAGGACGUGGAUCUAACAGAGUUCCAUCACCACAAGAUGGUUCAAAUGAAGCAACUUCAACUAAAAUGGCAGCUCCUCUGUUCUUCUUCCUUCUCUUCGUUGCUUCAACAUUCACCUCGGCCUGAGAUUUUCAGCUACGACUUUCAUGAAUAACGGAAUUACUAUGUUGAUAGAUUCAUACUCGUGUAUCGAUUACCAGCUAUAUUUGUUUUAUUUCAUAUGAUCUACAGUCAUUUUCUUGACGGAGAUUAUUGUAUUUUCUUAUUCUUUAGUUACAUGAUUUAAUAAACUUUUGUAUUGUAUUUGGUA
Solanum lycopersicum (tomato) is the source of this 757-nucleotide messenger RNA. RefSeq names its product non-specific lipid transfer protein GPI-anchored 5. Gene Ontology annotation, molecular function: lipid binding. Lineage: Eukaryota; Viridiplantae; Streptophyta; Magnoliopsida; Solanales; Solanaceae. The record is from RefSeq and is a predicted model, not a curated record. Gene Ontology annotation, biological process: lipid transport.